CCACCUGCCUAAUAUAUAUAAACUCGAACCCCACAAGAAUAUUUAUUCAUUUCAGUUUUUCUCCCAUUAAUUUUUUUUUUAAUUUAUAUAUCUUCAUUUUCUUUCACCUUUUAGAUAUUUUUUCAUUCAAAUCCAAGUUCAUUACAGGGUAUUUAGUAAUAGUAAGAUGUUAGAGCAGCUGUUGAUAUUUACCAGAGGAGGGCUAAUCCUCUGGACAUGUAAGGAGCUUGGAAAUGCACUAAAAGGUUCUCCAAUUGACACUUUGAUCCGGUCCUGUCUUUUGGAGGAACGAUCUGGUGCUGCAUCUUACAACUAUGAUGGUCCAGGAGCUGCUUAUACCCUCAAAUGGACUUUCCAUAAUGAGCUAGACCUUGUCUUUGUUGCCGUGUAUCAACGAAUCCUCCAUCUCUUGUAUGUGGACGAACUGCUUUCAAUGGUGAAGCAUGAGUUUGCUGAGAUUUAUGAUCCUAAACGAACAGUCUACAAUGACUUUGAUGAAACUUUUAGGCAACUUAGAAAGGAAGCUGAGGCACGAGCUGAAGAAUUGAAGAAAUCUAAGCCAGUAGGCAAGCCUAUGACUAAUAAUAAAAAGCAAGGGCAGGUGCAAAAACCUGAAGGAGGAAGUAAGAAAAAGAGUGAUGGUUCAGCUAAUGGUGGUGAAGAUGAAAAUGGUCCAAAAGGUCGUAGAUUGGAGAAUGGUCUCUCCCAUGGUAAUAAUGUUGACACAGAAGAUACCAAGGUGAAUGGGGUAUUCAAUGGUAAAGAAAAUACAAGCUCCAAUAUUGGGGCAUUUGAUGUAAAUAAGCUACAGAAGCUUAAAAGUAAAGGUGUGAAGAAAAUAGAUACUGUUUCUAACAAGGUCCCUAAGGCGGAGCCCAAGAAAAAGGCAACAAAGAAAAAUAGAGUUUGGGAUGAUUCACCUCGUGAGGCAAAAUUGGACUUUACUGAUCCUGUGGGUGAGAAUGAGGACAACAUUGUAGAGGUAGUGGCAGCAGAUCAAGGUGAAAGUAUGAUGGAUAAAGAAGAGGAUUUUAGUAGUGAAAGUGAGAGUGAAGAUGAGGAAGAUGUUGGAAAAGAUAGCAAGCCUGAUGCUAAGAAGAAGGGGUGGUUUUCAUCUAUGUUCCAGAGUAUUGCUGGCAAGGCGAACUUGGACAAGUCAGACUUGGAACCUGCUUUGAAAGCUCUCAAGGAUAGGCUGAUGACCAAGAACGUGGCUGAGGAGAUAGCAGAGAAGCUUUGUGAAUCAGUUGCUGCAAGUCUUGUAGGUAAAAAGUUGGCCUCUUUCACGAGGAUAUCUUCAACCGUGCAGGCAGCAAUGGAAGAAGCUCUUGUUCGUAUUUUAACCCCUAAACGUUCAAUUGAUAUACUGAGAGAUGUGCAUGCUGCCAAGGAACAAAGGAAGCCAUAUGUUGUUGUUUUUGUUGGUGUCAAUGGAGUUGGAAAAUCUACCAACUUAGCCAAGGUUGCUUAUUGGCUUCAACAGCAUAAUGUCAGUGUUAUGAUGGCUGCCUGUGAUACAUUCCGUUCUGGAGCUGUUGAGCAGCUGCGAACUCAUGCACGCAGACUUCAGAUCCCCAUAUUUGAGAAGGGAUAUGAAAAAGAUCCUGCAGUUGUUGCAAAGGAAGCUAUCCAAGAAGCUACACGCAAUGGUUCUGAUGUGGUUCUUGUCGAUACAGCUGGUAGAAUGCAGGACAAUGAACCGCUAAUGAGGGCGUUGUCUAAGCUUAUUAACCUUAACAAUCCAGACCUAGUCUUGUUUGUUGGGGAGGCACUGGUUGGUAAUGAUGCCGUUGAUCAGCUUUCCAAGUUCAAUCAGAAACUAGCAGACCUGUCAGCUUCGUCUAACUCCCAAUUGAUAGAUGGAAUUUUGCUCACCAAGUUUGAUACCAUCGAUGAUAAGGUUGGAGCUGCACUGUCAAUGGUUUACAUCUCUGGAGCUCCGGUCAUGUUUGUUGGGUGCGGGCAGUCCUACACAGACCUGAAAAAGCUCAAUGUGAAGUCAAUAGUGAAGACACUCCUCAAGUGAUUUUGAAUUAUCUCUGUUGGGUUUGUGGUUUGGUUUGGGUUUCAUUAUCACUACUGUUAUGUACUUUUGGUUCUGAUGCUGCUUUGUUGUAAAACCUCUAUGGUGUUGGUGUUUUAUUUCCUUUGAGUUCUCCCAACUACUUGUCUUGUUGAGUUGAAUCAGUCCUUGCGGCUGUAAUUUAUGUUAGAUUAACAAAUUUUUACUACAAAA
Molecule: messenger RNA, 2236 nt
Organism: Humulus lupulus (European hop)
Lineage: Eukaryota; Viridiplantae; Streptophyta; Magnoliopsida; Rosales; Cannabaceae
Exons: 10
Coding region: 167-2026 (619 amino acids)
Biological process (GO): SRP-dependent cotranslational protein targeting to membrane
Cellular component (GO): endoplasmic reticulum membrane; signal recognition particle receptor complex
Molecular function (GO): GTPase activity; ATP hydrolysis activity; signal recognition particle binding
Source: RefSeq, a predicted model, not a curated record